Molecule: messenger RNA, 687 nt
Organism: Knipowitschia caucasica
Lineage: Eukaryota; Metazoa; Chordata; Actinopteri; Gobiiformes; Gobiidae
Source: the annotation of a GenBank genome assembly
AUGUCCAACAUCUCUGCGCAGGUCUCAGGCUUCUCCUCGUCAGCUCAGUGUUGUCAGAGUCUGGAAGAAGACACAUUGGACUGUGAACCUGAGCUCUCUCUGGUCCAGCUGACUCUGGACCAUCUGACUCUGGACCAUCUGACUCUAGACCAGCUGUCUCUGGUCCAGCUGUCUCUGGACCAGCUGUCUCUGGACCAGCUGUCUCUGGACCAGCUGUCUCUGGACCAGCUGUCUCUGGUCCAGCUGUCUCUGGACCAGCUGACUCUGGACCAUCUGACUCUGGACCAUCUGACUCUGGUCCAGCUGACUCUGGACCAUCUGACUCUAGACCAGCUGUCUCUGGUCCAGCUGACUCUGGACCAUCUGACUCUAGACCAGCUGUCUCUGGUCCAGCUGACUCUGGACCAUCUGACUCUAGACCAGCUGUCUCUGGUCCAGCUGACUCUAGACCAUCUGACUCUAGACCAUCUGACUCUGGUCCAGCUGUCUCUGGACCAGCUGUCUCUGGACCAUCUGUCUCUGGUCCAGCUGACUCUGGACCAUCUGACUCUGGACCAUCUGACUCUAGACCAGCUGUCUCUGGACCAUCUGACUCUAGACCAGCUGUCUCUGGACCAGCUGUCUCUGGACCAGCUGUCUCUGGACCAGCUGACUGAGGAGCCUGCAGACCUGGGCACCUCCCCCUGA